AUGACUCAUGUAGGGCUGUUGGCAUGUUAUGCCGGCCUUCUCGCCAGCGCUGCCGCACCAAGCUUCUCAUCGGCUCUUUCCCUUCGCUUUGGCACAGCGAUAUCUGAGCAAAACGGCCUCCGCACAAAUCUAUUUGCAACCGGUCAAGAAUCGCUGCGGACGACGACUCCGCCCCAAGCGGAAGAGAAAACUAAUGAUUGCCUGGCCGUCAUAAACAAGCUAAGGAGCGAAAGUCUAAAGGACCUGUUGGGAACCCUCACCAGGCCACACGAAGAUGAAGUGAUUGCAAGCCUGGAGGAGCUCGGAAUACCGGACCCAGAAGAACUCAAUGCUGCAAAAAUUGCAGAAAAGCUCGCAGGUGACGAUGUCCAAAACUGUGAAUCGGGCAAGAGCGCGAAUGCGAAGACGUAUCCCGGACUUGUGACUCCAUUCGCGCAUUCCAUGGAUUUCAACUGCAACACUUUGAUCCAGAAGACCUACACAGACGGGCUCAACCACCUCAAAGAAUCGAACUUCGAGCCAUCGACAGGAACAUACGAUGUUGAAAACGCUCCAUUUAAUAACGUAGACGCCAGCAAUGUGGCGUUUCUGCUGUCAUCAAAAAGCACAAAGGUCUCAUGUGCCGCCACGCAAGACUGCGCUGAUGGCCACGACGUUUUAUUCUGCUACUUCAUAGACCCACUUCAAAAAGGAGAUAAGCCUUUCACGCCUGAGCUUUACAAUGCCCUCUGGGGAUUGGAAACAGGCGCAGCGUCCAUAUCGGUUCCCAGUGUCGCCACCGUUCUUUUACUCCUCGCUCUGAGCAUUCGGAGCUGA
This is a messenger RNA of Eimeria necatrix, 816 nucleotides long. Its product is annotated as SAG family member. Bases 1 to 816 code for a protein of 271 amino acids. The record is from RefSeq and is a predicted model, not a curated record. NCBI's taxonomy places the organism in Eukaryota, Apicomplexa, Conoidasida, Eucoccidiorida, Eimeriidae. The transcript is spliced from 5 exons.